AUGCGUCUCCACCUGUUCUCAUUCAUCUACGUGGCCAUCUUUGCCUCUAUCGUCAGUGCAACCGGUUGCAGCAAAUGCCUCAAUCAGAACGAGGACAAUAUCCGUCUCGGCUGCUUCAAUAAAUGCAAAGAGGCCUUCAAUCCCAGCAGCAGCGAGUACCGCGCCUGUCGCGAUCAGUGCACCGAGUUUGUCUUUCAGGAUCACUGCUGCACCUCUUCCUGCAGCAGCAAAUCCAAGGUCUGUCUGAAUGACUACUUCGACCGCGUGGGCCUGACCAAGCGUGACUCGAUGGACGAGGAAGCCUAUUAUCGAUCUCAGCUAGAUGCGAUUCGAGAAAAUCCCAAUCUACUCGACAAACGAGCGUUGCUGGUCGGUGACGCUCCGUACCACCUGAUCCGGAGUACCGAGGACUUGCACUCACUGAAUCAUCCGGACUUCACUGAUACGAUCGUGUAUGAUGUGUUCGAGCAUACUGGCGCAGGGACUUUGGAUCGUCGCAUUGACCAGGGCCAAACCUGCUGUUGGGCCGCGGGGGCGGUGCUGCAAAAGGGGAUCGCUGAGAUAGGGAUGGGAUGGACAAGCAAUGAAUGGACCGACGAGCAGCGCCAGGGACUGGUGCUCGUCAGUUUUGGCGUUGCAGCAGCUUACGCUUGCAACUUUGUUUACAAUGUGCAAUGUCUUAUGUUCAAUGCCAGGCCUGCGCCGCAAGUUUGA
This is a messenger RNA of Aspergillus fischeri NRRL 181, 714 nucleotides long. RefSeq lists its product as uncharacterized. The record is from RefSeq and is a predicted model, not a curated record. NCBI's taxonomy places the organism in Eukaryota, Fungi, Ascomycota, Eurotiomycetes, Eurotiales, Aspergillaceae. The transcript has a single exon. The coding region runs from base 1 to 714 and encodes 237 amino acids.